AUGGACGCCGCUUCCCACCUUGCCUCGCCUCUUCCGAGGACACCUGCAGAUGCGCUCGACCUCCUCUUCAACCUGGUGCAAGCAAUCGAGCCGGGGUGCGCUACUUCGCCGCUCGAUGACCUUCUUCCUCAAUCCUGCCGCCGAAGGCUUCUCGCCGACCCUGGGUCGCCACGGCCCCCUCCGCCUUCCUCGACCUCGCCGUCGUCUUCACCAGACAGUGGCGCACCUCCUCGACCUCCUUCCCUCUUUUUGCCUCUGGGUUCCGCUCCUUCACCGUGUGCCGACUCCGUGCCGUCGCAGGACCUCGCCGCUUGUGCCCCUCCGACGUCCUCCACCGGGCGGCGCCACUCCACCCUUGGUCCGCGCCGACGAGGCACACCUCCCGCCUCGCGCGUUGUCGGGGUGCCCGGAAACAUCCGCGUCGCCCGCUCCUCGCUCCGCCUCGCCGCGGUGACCACCUCCCUGAAGAACGCGAGCGCAUACCCUUGCAGCCAAGCUUACGCCACGCCCCGCCGCCGUGGCCGUGUGGGCCAUUCCCUCGUCAAGGUCUCUGCGGCUAGGAUCCGCCUCGGUGAGAAACGUCUCCCCCCUGCAUCUGCAAUUCUUGCAAGAAGCCCCUACCAGUUUUUGUUUCCAAAACCGGACCUCGCCGCCGGCGCCCCUCCGACGUCCUCCACCUGGCGGCGCCACCACCCCUUGGUCCGCGCCGACGAGGCACACCUCCUGCCCCCUCGCGCGUUUGCUGGGGUGCCCGGAAACGUCCGCGUCGCCCGCUCUCCGCUCCGCCUCGCCGCGGUGACCACCUCCCUGAAGAACGCGAGCGGCAUCCCCUUGCAGCCAAGCUACGCCACGUCAGCGCCAGCGUGGCCGCGUGGGCCCUUCCCGUCAGCGUCUGCGGCUAGAUCCGCCUCGGUGGUUAACAUGCUAAUGGACUCGCAAAUGGAUAUCCACAUAGAUUCGUCCCUUGUGGCUGGCCAGUACGGUUCAUGA
Lolium perenne is the source of this 990-nucleotide messenger RNA. Lineage: Eukaryota; Viridiplantae; Streptophyta; Magnoliopsida; Poales; Poaceae. The record is from RefSeq and is a predicted model, not a curated record.